GCUGCAAUCAAUCAGUGUGUUUGCCUCUGUCUUAACGCCCACAGGCCACUAGGUACUCACAACACACACAACAUACACACGUGUGUGUCCGUCUGUCUGUCUAUGCCACACCGCCACUCGACUCGACUCGUCCACGCACUCACCACACACACCAUAAUGUGAAAAAUGCCUAUGUAGAUCGCAGGCACACACACACACACACACACAGUCAGACGCGCCCGCCACGAACACACUCCCUACUAGCUAAACCCACCCACACCAGCCACACCACCCACUGCACACACUGUCAGGCCACAUCGCUCCCCCGCCCCCGCCCCCAUCAUGCAUAUAUCAGGGUGCAUCCAUCUCCUCACUCACUCUCUGCUUCUGCCGCAUCGCCGGCAUCAUUCUCCGCCUCCCUCUCCCUCUGCUGCUGCUGCGUCAUGUGUAGCCUGUGGGCCCGCUGGAUGGCGUCGAGCGUGUGGAAGGCCUCGGGGCAGCUGAAGGUCUCGUUGAAGAGGUCGGACAGGAAGCGGCGGAGGGGCAGGGGGUAGCGGUAGAGAUUCUUCAGCUUCCUGUGAGUGGGAUGGGCGGCAUGGCCACAGGGAGGUGCACACAAAAGAAGACAAGACAAGGAGGGAGGGAUGAUGUGUGUGAUGUGACACACACAUGGAUGGGACGGGGAUGGGGAUGUGGGUGUGUGGUGCCUUCCUGCCUUGCUUACUGCACUCGCAUCCACAGGUGGAUCGAGAGAAACAGGUAGGGCGCCGACUGCCUGCAUACGCAAUCAAUGCACCCCGGUGAGGUGGGGUGGGCAGAGAGAGAGAGACCACACAGACAGACAGACAGACAGACAGCUUUUGUUCGGUGGGUGGACAAUCGCAAUCGCUGUUGAUGUGCCUCUUGUCUUGUAAGUCAGUAAGCACCUCUUCUUGACGAGCGCUGCGUGGACGGACUUGGCCACCACCGUGUUGCACAGAGACGCUGUCUGCACACACACACACACAGCUGGCUGGCUGGAUGGAUGGAUGCGCUGCGCACCUCACCUGCUCGAGAACCUCCCUGUGUGUCUCGCCGAAGUCGGUGAACCUCGCACGCAAGUCGUCCUCAGAGUCUUCUCGCGUCAGCCCAUGUUGCUGCUGCUGCUGCUGUUGCGCCUACACCGAAGACACACACACACACACACAGAGAGAGAGAGAGAGAUUGAUCCAUAUGUGUGUGUGUGUGUGUGUGUGUGUCGUACGUGUGUCGGCCGCUCCCGCUCCCUCAAAGCGUCGGAAUCAGCACCACCACCACCGUCGCCAAAGUACUCCCUCUCAUAUCUGUUGAACCUCCGCCGUCUCGCCCUCUCCCUCUCAUCCACACUGCCCUCGUCGCUGCUCGUCUGCCGCUGCUGGUCGCUCUCACCGCCACGACUCUCGUCCGACGACGACUCCUCCAGAACCGUCGCAGACACCCCCACAGCCACCACACGCCCCCUGCCCAGCCGGAUCAUCUUGCCAGCCAUCUCCAUCUCCUUCUCCUUCUCUCUGUGCUUCUCUCUCUGUUCUGGCCUCUCCCCUGCUGCCGUGGCGGGCAGCACGAUGCCGCUGCCGGACUGGAUGCGCCGCAUGGAGAGCUCAUGUUGUUGUUGGGGGUGCUGGUGGGGGUGCUGAGUGGCCAGGGGGUCUCUGUAGACCAUCUGGGAAGACGCGGCGCUCUCGUCGUCCUCGUUGCCCUCAGGUAUAGCGGGCGGCACGUGGAUCUCUGUCUGCUGCACCAAAGGCCGCUUGUUGGCCACCAUCUCCCACUCCCUCGGUGGCUGCGGCCGCUCGGGGUCGUGUGUCUGCGGCUCUGUUGGUGCGGUGGCAGAGCUCUCAGACUCCCGCGCCGCCGCCGCAGCAGCAGAGUCCUCAUCGAGACACCCGCUGGUGUCCGAGCCACUGGGUGAGAUGGAGCGAUGCCGCUCAUUUGCCGGCGAGGCAGAGGAGGAGACGGUGAGGGAGGGAGAGGCGCUGGUCUGUUGCCGCUGCUGCUGCUGGAUGCAGAAGGGUGAUGGUGGGGAGGGGCGGCGUCUCGACGACGGUGGAUGGGGUGGCCUCUGUCUCGCAGCUCUGUGGUGGUCAAACUCCUCCUCCUCGUCGCUGAGGGGCUUCUGGAUGACCUCGAAAUCCUCCCCCUCCCUCCCCACAUAGAGAUCCUGCUCAUCCUCUCGAUCUUCCCGAUCAGGAGUGCCGUCCCCUGGCACAUCCGCCGCUGCUGCUGCUGCUGCUGCCGCCGCCGAUGGCCAUCCCUGCUGCUGCUGCUGGUGGGUCGUGGGCUUGUGUGGUGGUGGUAGUGGGGGUGGGUGGUGGAUGGUUUUCUCGACCCGCAGGCGACGCACCGUCGGAUUGCUGGAUGGCACGGAGGGGCUCGAGGACGAGCUGCUGCUGUUGCUGCUCGUGGGGGGGUUCAAUGACGAACGCUGACCAGACAGACAGACAGGCAGACAGACAGAGAUGUGCGUGUGGGGUCCCCCUGUGUGGGUGUGGGGGUGCCCGGACAUACUUGAGGCUGGUCUGCUCCCCCUUUCUCUCUCUGUGUGGCGGCUGCCUGUGGAGCCUGUGGCGGUUGUGCGUGGGCAGAGGAGGAGGGCGGGAGAGGCAGCACCACUGGUGGCGGGUCAGCCCAGAUCUCACUGCACACACACACACGUGAAAGUGUUGGAUGACUCUUGGAUAAAUGGAUGGAUGGAUGGAGCUCACUCGUAAAGUUUGUUGGCUUCCUCUUCGCUCUCCUCUUCCUCCUCCUCGUCGACGCGCGUCAACCGACUCCGGGACGACACAUGCACCAACGACGACACGCCAAACACACGGGGGCUGCACACACACACACAGAGGCUCAGAUGGAUGGAUGGAGAGGGAAGGGGGGGUCACCUCUUGGCUGUGGGGCUUUCUGCGGUGUUGGUGGAGAGCAUGCUGCCCGAUCGCUCCAUGAAGGGCUGCUGCUGCCCGCCGCCGCUCGGCUCGUCCUGGUCGGACUCCAUCCUGUGCAGAGAGCGCUUCAUCGACCGCGGCAGCGUCAGGAACGCAGAGAUGUCCGUCGGGCCCUUCGCCAGCAGGUCCCACCCAAUGGCUUUAUAACAAACCCACACCAGCCCAAACAAACAGUGGCAUGUCCCUCUGUGUGUGUGUGUGUGAGAUGGUCUCUGGGGUAGCAUACCUGACAUCGGCAAGAGCGUUGCGGGCGUGGCUGCCAGGAGGGACAGCGCAUAGAGAGCCGUGCCGCGCGUGGCCAGCUGUGGCGAGAAAAGCGCCAGAUUCACCAUGUCUAGUGGACACACACACACACACACAGACACACACACCCCAAACACGGCUGUCUGACCCUCACAGAGAGAGGGAGGGAGGGAGAGAGAGAGAGAGUACCAGCGAGUAGGUUGUACUCCUUGAGCAGGUCGACGCCCAUGGCCGAGGAGCCCGCCCAGCCCGCACACCACAGCUGACUCCGCACCUCCACCGGCGUGUAGGCGUCCUCGUUGGUAAGCACCUCAGAGAUCCGCUCCAGACAACGAAACGUCCGCAGCACAUCCAAACCUGAAUGGACCCACACACACAUCGACAUGGAUCCACCCUCCAUGUGCUGUGCUGAUUGCUGUCGACGGAGUGGCUGGGCUGACCUGUGGCGGUGCUGGCGAGGAAGCCAUAGAGGUGGGGGAGGGGCCGCACCUCAGCCACCGAGAGGUCAGCGCCGGCACCUCCGCGACCCCUUAAGGGGUAUACCAUCUGCACGCACUCACACACAGAGGACAGAGGGAGAGAGAGUUGCGUGUAUGUGUAUGCGUGUGUGUAUAGGUGUAUAGGUACCUGUACGAGGUAGAGCUGUCCGUCCUCCUGGUUGUCGAGGAAGAUGAACCUCACCCUCGCCGUCCGGUACUCACGGUGGUCGCUACCGGGCUCCGGCACGGGCCUCAGCGAACCCUACACACACACAUCCAUCCAUCCAUCCACACGCGUCUCUCUCUCUCUCUGUGUGUGUGUGUGUGCGUGCGUACGACGUGCUUGGCCCUCGAGAAGGUGUACCACACCCCCGCCUCCCCCACAGCCCCCACAGAGCCGUCAGCCAGCAAAGGAUGCGCACCGAGAGACGGGGAUACCCUGGACGAACCAGCCACAUGAACCACAUGGAUGGAUUCACUUACACGUGUGUGUGUGUGUGUGUGUUGUGUGUGUGUGGUGUACCUGACGGCGAGCUGUGGCGCGCUGACGGGGAACGGGAUGGGCUGCGGGCAGGUGCACGCCAGCUGCCACGAGGCACUGGGGGUACCCGAGCGGCCAGGGGGUGUGGGGGUGUUUGCUGCUGCUGCUGUUGUGUCUGAUUGUAGUGCUGAAGGUGGGUAUGGGUAGGGGCUGGCGUAGGGGAAGCCGCUGCCCUGCUCGGACUCGGCGAACGCACUGUGCUCUAUCCUGAGUCGGCGCCAUAGAUGCGCACACACACACACACACACACAAACGGGGUUGCCUACGAGAGAGAGUGAGGGAGUGGGUACCUUUCCACAGAGCACUCCACCCAGCCGUCAGACACCACCUCGCCCUCCUGGGGCCACACACACACACGUGCCUCCAUCCCUCCAUCCAUCCAUCAAGGUACCUGUGCAUCGUCAUAGCUGUACUCCCAGUCCCUCUCGACAUCCAGCAGCACCUCCCCACCUCCACCUCCACCCACCAUCCCGCCCUCCCUCUCCCUCUCGGCGUCGGUGCUCUUGUCCCUGUAGAGGUGGGUGGCCCCCAAGGUGGCCCCGCUGUCCGUCGUGAACUGGUCAAGGAAGGUCUGCACGCGCAGCCGGAAGGGCAGCCGGCCCAGCCACGCGGCGCUGGUCACCGACCCGUUGUCAUGCGCCUGUUUGGCAGACGUGUGCGUGCACAUCUCCAUCUGUGUGCUGGCUGGGUGUGUGUGUGGGUGGGGACCUGUGGGUGUUGGUGUGAGGGUGGUGGCGGUGUUGUUGGCUGUGGGGCGGAGGAGAAGGCGCGCGCGAAGAGUCGGUCUAGGCAGCUGAUGUAGAGCCUGUUCUCGGUCUGCACCCAUCGGCCGAGCUCCUGCUGCAGCCAACCCUCACGAGCCAUCAGCUCGACGCCCUUGUCCACCUGAACAUACACGCCCCACACACACACAUUUGUGUGUACGUCUCUCCCUCUCUCUCCCUCUGUGCGGAUGUGUGUGUGUGCGUGGUGGGGGGAGCUUACCCUGAGGCAUUGCAGUCUGAGUGUGGUGGGCCACAGCGAAGCGGAUGGCAGAGCGAAGGCCAGGUGGCGCUCCUCCUCAAUGAAGAGGCCUAUCAGAUACUCUACCACCUGCACACAAAACCAGGCACAGCACGCUUACGUGACGUGGCCGGAGGGGGGAUGGUUCUGUUCUUUCGGACUGACCGACCUCUCGGCCCCCUCUGCGGCACAUUGCGCUAAGCACCGACAAAGCAGCCUCCGACACACAGUACUCCUGCGUCACACCCGUCCUCAGCAAAUGGCCUGCAGGCAUCGCACCGCAUCGCAUCCACCACACACACACCGAUUUAUUCACACACACAGACCCUCUCCCCCUCUCUCUCCAUGCCCCUGCACUGCACUGCACGCACCGGCAAUCCAUUUCCACUUGGGCAACAGCACCGCCUGCGGCUGCACUGGGGCACCAGUGCCUUCGUCCAGCUGGCUCAGCCGGCUCACCUCAUCGGCCACCUGGCCUUCCGGCGCCGCCUGCGGCACCACCGACAGCGGCGACACGCCUGGCGUCCCACCACCACCACCAGCAGCUCCCUGCUGAGCGCGGAAUGAGGGCGAGCUCACGCGCUUGGCCACCUGCUCAAGGGACCACUUCCUCGGUGCAGACGACGGGGGCGGUGGGGGCGGUGGGGGCGGUGGCGGCGGUGGCGGCGGUGCUGGUGGGGGUGGAGGUUUCUUCCCCCCGGCGCCAUCCUGCUGCUGCUGGUGUUGAGUCCCAACAGGCGCCCCAGGGCUGGUGGCGAAGGCCAGCGGCCCAAUGGCCAUGGUGCGGGCGGGGAACCUUGAGCCGAUGGAGAGCUCAGUGGGGUAGCCGUGGGAAUAAGUGGUGGUGGGGGCGUCGUGCAUCGUGGGCGCCGACGAUGACGCGUGCAGGUUGAUGGACGCGAUCGAAGCUGCCGACGACGGCCGGACCACUCUCAUGACAGCGGGGGGGUAGGGCGGCGGGGGGGAGGGGCUCUGCCCGACCACCACCCUCCCAGCAGAGGGCACCUUCCUCAGCCCCACGCGCAGCUCGUCGUCAUUGCUGUCGGUGGAGGCCGAGUACUCCCUCGGGCGGGUGGUGCUCUGCUGCUGCAUCCCCGAGGUGCUCGCCGUGCUGACCGUCACGCCGCUCAUGGUCCGGUGCAGCCGAUACCGCCCUGGCACUCCCCCUUCUAGGAGGUGGUCGCCUUUGUGCAGGUGGGGGUCGGUGUGGGGGCUCCUGGGGCAGUAGACGAGGUCGCACGGGGUGCCUGGCAGCUCGAGUGACGUGAAGCUGCUGGAGGUCUCGUGGCUGUCGAAGAGGAGACCGAAGUAGCGGAUGGUCGACAGACGGAGGGAGGGGGAGCCGGCGGCGAAGAUCUGUGUGGGCAGGUGUGUGGCAACAGAGAGGGAGAAGAAAUUGGUGGUUUAUGUGUGGGGGCGCCUCCUCUCUCUCUCUCUGUCUGUCUGUGUGUGUGUGUGUGUGUGGAGAUGGCCUUCUCUCUCCUGUCUGUCUUAAGGACUUUGUCGACGACGGCUCUGUUCUCCCGGAAUGAGUAGCAGAGGUGCGGCACGAAGAGGCUGGUAAGGAAGUCCUUGUCGCGAAUGGCCACAAGCCGGUCCAAAGUGCGGUAGAACUCCAGCUUCGUCAAUAUGGUCACACCCUCUACACACACACACACACACACACACAUGAACACCUAUCCCUGUGCUGCCUCUGUGUGCCUUCCGUGCGCAAACUCUCUCUCUCUCUCUCUCUCUGUGUGUGUGUGUGUGUGUGAUUGGCGCCCACCCACCUUGUGUGCAGGAGAUGAGGCCCAGGAAGGUGGCGUACUCGCGGACCAGUGUGCGGCCCACCAUGCUCUCUGUCAGCAGUCCCUUAGUCGAACCCCCAAGCCCACCAAACCACCCAAACAAAUGGGGGGGCGGCUGCGACACACACACACAUACACACACACUCAUCGGAGAGCCCUCCCCCACCCAACCACACGAAGGCAUACCUGUGGCGGCUGCUGCUCGCCAUUGCCCUCUCUCUCGUCGACUCGCGGCAUCGUCGGCAGCGGGCGUGUGGACUCCCCCGCGUCAGAGGGGAAUCGUGGUCGAGCUUGGAUGUGCUGCUGGGUCUGCUGCUGCUGCUGCUGUUGCGUGACAGUCUGCAUGGAGUGGACACGGCUCUUGAGGAAGGCCUGGAUGCUCGAGUAGCUCUUGCGGUCGUGCGGCGGCACCUCCACGUUCACGACGCUGAUCUGCAGAGAUGAGAUGGGUGGGCGCAGCCCAGCCCAGCCAUAGACACGUGUGGCUCUCUCUCUCUCUCUGUGUGUGUGUGGUUACGUGUGUCUGCUGCCCGUCUUCGCCGCUCGCAAGAGAAGAGCCUGAGCAGGACCUUGCCCGUGGGCGGCCGGCAGCUGCACAGAUACAUCGACGCACACCGACACACACACAAUGCACUGCACACUUCCGACGUGUUGCGCUGUGUUGGGUGCGUUGGGUGCAUUGCGUUGCGUACAAGCAGGCGGCAGUGCGACUGAGAGCAGCGAUGUGUCCUGUGGUGAGGCCAGGGGGCGCAGAGGCACGCUGCCGCACAGCAACCGUUCGCUCUGCUCGCUGCGCAGCGAGUGGGAGCUGACAUUCUUCGGCAUUGCCUGCAGGCACUCAAUUAACACAAUCACAGUGACAGACAAUGACACACACGCCCUCUUCCCAGCCCCUCUCUCUCCCUCCCACCAGAGCGUGGAGUUGACUGGGGGUGCUGGGUGACUGCUUGACGCUCCAACACAUGGAGAUGUUGAUGGGGCCGCCGCCACCAGGCUGGUGCUGGUGCUGGUGCUGGUGGUGGUGCUGCUGGUGGGGCGAGGGGGAUGAUUUUGGGGGAAGGGCUGCUGUCUUGGGGGUGGGGGAGGGGGUGGCCUGCACCAUACACACAGGUCGGUGUCUGUGGUGGAGCCAUCCUCUCUCUCUCUCUCUGUGUGUGUGUGUGUGUGUCUAUGUGUGUGUGUUAGGUUGCCUUGUCGACUUCGGCCAGCUCGUCAUGAAAAAGCUGUACCAGCUCACACACGAACCCCCGCCUCUCCGCAAAGUACCCCUCACUCGGAAACAGAAACAGCCGCCCCUGCAGGCACACACAUACACAAACCAUCACACACACACACACACAAAGGAGCCACGUACCUCGUUUCUCCCGGCCACAAGCAUGGCGAUCGCCUCCAUGCCGGCCUCCACCAUCGGCAGAUGGGCCGCCCGCCACUCGAGCAAGGGAAACUCCCGAGAGCGGGGCGAGAAGAACCUGCCAUUGCAAACCAUGGAAAUGUGGGGGUGGGGUCGGGUAGGGAAGGGGGUUUACCUGAGCAGUCGUCUGAUGAAUUUGGUGACGAUAGCGUCCUGGUGCUUGAGGGGCAGCCGCAGGGGGCCUUGUAGGAGGUGCAGAAUGGACGGCCAGUGCCUGCAGUAUGCAGCACAUGGAGAUGGAUGGAUGUGUGUGAUGUGUGUGGCUGUCUGUCUGUGUGGGGGGUGUACUGGGUGGCCGUUCGUUUCAGUUACCAUUUGGUGCCUUCUCUGAUGUUCAUGACGCCGGUGGUCUUGAUGGCCGACGCGAUGUCCUCACUCCCAAACCUGCACACACACACACACACACACAGUGGCCCACCAUCCACCAGACCACACACAAUUCACUCGAAUCUGCGUACGCCUGUGUGCCGACGUGCAGCGCUGUGGCGAGCGACGUCCUUGUCGAAUCCAGCAGCUGACACACACACACACACAAAUGAGUGUGUGUGUGUGUGUGUGAGAGAGAGAGAGAGAGAGGAUGCGCUCACCCUUGUGUGUGUGACCUCACACGUGACGGUCUUGGCGAAGGCCUCGAUUGCCUCCUCAUCCGCACCACCACCACCAUCAGCAGAAACCGGGCCCACAGCCAAAUUGCACGCCAGUAAUUGUGGCUGCCUGCAUCCAUCCAUCCACACAACCACAUUGACACACAUACGGCUGCGGUGCCGUGGUUGCCAUACGUACCCCUCGUUGGCAGCGGCAGUGCCGUUGUUGCCAUUGUUGAGGCGCCACAUCUGCGGCACGCCACCGAGGUCAAGCUGUGUCAGCACCGAAUGCGCCUACACACACACACACACACACACAGAGGGAGAGAGACAGGCUCCACCCACACACCCACGCACACACACACGCACCCACCUACCCGAAUUCGUGUGUGCGAGGAGGGGAAAAGGGUCGCCGCCGAUGAGAUGGGCGGGACUGCCUGCACGUUGGCCAGAAGGUGGGGCGGCAACAGCAGCGACGCGCUCGACAGCAGCAAAGACAGCACCUCCGACGCCUCAGCUAUCAGCCACGGCUCGGCUGACGGACUGCCACACACACACCAGAACACACACACCCAUUAUGAGCGGUUGGGGCGGGGGAGGGCGGUUACCAGAUCACGAGCUCGGCGAGCGCCUGAUGGACGCCCAGCCAGACAAGGCACCGCACCACAAAGACCCCCCAGACGUCGAGCAGCUCGCAGCCGCCGUCGAUGGCCCCGCUGCCGGCACCGCUGGUGCUGCUGGUGGUGGUCGCGGUGGUGGUGCCGUCACCCACACCGACGCCCACGCCCAUAAUGCCAUCGAAUGACGACUCACCUGCCAUGUGCACACAAUCAACACACACACACACACACAUAUGGACGAUCCUCUGUGGUGUGCGAGUGUUGUGUGGCUGUGUGGGUACCGAGCUCGUCAACGAGGCCCACCAGCCCCUCGCCCAGACUGGACAGCACGUACUGACCCUACACACACACACACACAUGAAUGGCCACCAUAGGUGGGCAUGGGCAUGGGCAUGGGCAUGUGUUGCUUGCCUGUGGGAAGUACUGCUGUGACGAGAGGGAGGAGUGCGCGUGUUGGGGCGUCUCGGCUGACCGCUCGGAAAAUGCAGACAACGAGCCGGCCGAUAUGCCUGCAUCCCGCACACCACACCAGGGAGUCAUCAGCCCACGUGUGUCUGUGUGUGUGUGUGUUGGUGCGUACCAGAGAAAGCCCUCGGUCUGUUUCCGAUCUGCGGGAGGUUGGUGAGCUGUCCGCUCUGCUGGCCCAGCGACGGCUCGCUGCCGCUCGAAGGCAUCAUACCACCACCGGAGUGCGCCGCAGCCUGCAUUACGUGGGGUGUGUGUGUGUGUGUGUGUUGUGUGUUGUGUGUUGUGUGUUGUGUGUUGUGUGUCAGUGGCGGGGAGGGAAGUCACCUUGACAGAGACGCUCCUCGCCAUGGGUUGGAUAGACAUGGUCCCUUCCCCGACUGCACUCGCCGUUAUGGGGCCGCUCUUGGCGCGAUCAACUGUGUGAAUGGACGGACGGAUGGAUGGAUGGACGAUGGACACACACGUGUGUUCGUGUGGGCCUGUGAAUUCAAUGCGUACCAGCGACAUCCCCCACCACACCAGUCUGCGGCCCUCCCUGGGUCUGCGUCUGAGUCUGUGUCUGUGUCUGCGCCUGUGCCGCUGCCGUCGCUCUCCGCUGAGUCGGGGAGGUGUCCUAAGUUCACACAUCCAUCCAUCCAUCCAUUGAUUCACACAUAUGGGUCGAGAUACCUGCAGCGAUGGAACAUUGGGGAGGUUGAACGACGACGUCCGCGACCGUCUUGAGGGGUGCAGCGAAGGUAAUGGCGGCAGAGUGGGAAACCUGCACAACACGCAGACCGCAACAUUCGCAUCUCUACCUAGGGAGAAUGUCCACAUCUCUCUCUCUCCGUGUGUGUGUGUGUGUUUGCGUGUGUCCGACCUUUCUGCGCCGUGUACGCCCAUGGUGCCCUGCACAAGGUGCCUGAGCUUGCUGCCGUGGUAAGGCCGCCGCCUCGCCCGCGCGAAGGAGACGAUGUGGUCAAACGUCACUCUGCCUCUGGUGCCUGCACGCACCACCCAAUCGGAGUGAGUGUGUAGGUGGAUGCGGUGCAUCUCAACGCACCCAGAGCCAUGGCGAGUAUGUCAUGGAGCAGCCUGAUGACCCGCGAGAUGUCUCCUGAGCGGUCCGGGGAGACGGGGUGGCGCAGAAAGGACACCAACGCAGAGAGCCCUGCACACACACAGACACACACACACACACACACGCAGACACAGAGAGAGAAACACCCAGAUGUGUACGUGUGGGUGUGGGUGUGGGGAUCUCUGCGCACCGUGUGGCGCCCCAGCAAGCGCAAUGAACCCCGGGACGCUCCGCAUGAGAGCGAGGAUGGAGCCGCUGGCCGCCUCAACACGCGCAGACCGCUCGUCUGCCGGCUGUUGGUCGGGCGGCAGGGGCGUCUGCGUCUGCUGCUGUGGCUGUGGCUGUGUCACUGUGCCGUCAGACUCCCUCUCCUCGAUGAAGAUGGAGCACAGCUUCUGGAUCUCGGUCGUCCAGCACACCUGAUGCACACAUGAAGCAGGCCACGACAGAUGGGUCGAUGGACCGGUGCAUUGCUUUGCGUUGAGCUGAGCUGCGUGUACUCACCUGUCCCUUUGCGACGGCCUGCCUCUUCUUAGGGUCGGCCAGAAGAUGCCCAAUCACAAACGCAAUGCUCUCCCUCAGACCCACAGGCACACAAGGGUCGCUCAGCGCGUCCAUCAGCACACCCACGCCCCAAGCCUCAGCCACCAGCCGCGGCCGCAUAAUAGCCAGGUCGCGCAAAGUCUCCAGACAAACGCGCCUCAGUGUGUCUGCCGACGACUCCGCAAUGGCCACAAGCGACCGCACAAAGCACAGAGGCAGCCGUGUGGAGGUCCGGCCGCUCGCCGCGAGGGAGCCCCACUUCCGAAUGAACCUCAGCGCGGCGAUCCUCUCCCACUCGACGGCCUGCUGAUCGGCCACGGCGCUGCUGCGGGGGUUCCUUUCCAGAGCCACACAGACGAACUCGGGUACCCAGAGGUCGCUGCAAGCCGCCAGCGCGGCUUCGGACAGCAGGAAGUACCGACACGCUCGCAGAGCCGCCGCGCGUGUGAGAGUGUCUUGGUCGAAUAGGAAGUGCCGAAAGAGAGAGAAGGAGAGGAUCCAGUCGAAGGCUGGUGGGGGCUGCUGCAGCUGCUGCUGCUGCUGGGCUUGGGCGUGGGUGGCGGACGGCGGGAGGGCGCCUGCUGCAUCGACGGAGAGGGGUGCGGGUGCGGAGGCUGGGGCGGGGCCGGGAGCCGCCUCGCCCGACCAUGACAUACCCUGAACACCACAAGGACACACACACACGGACAACACAGGAUACAUGAAGGUGAGUGUGUGUGGUGCGUGUCCAUCCAUCCAUUCAUUCGCUCGCUGACCUGCGCGACGUGGGCCACUCUGUUGAGUAGCUCGAGCUUGACGCGGCAGUCGACGGCCGCGGAGGGCGACGGCCCAUAGACGCGCCGGCUGAGUGAUUUGAAGAGGUUCUGGAGCAGCUCAUGCUGCGAAUGGAGGGACGAUGACCCAUCGGCCGCAUGAGUAGUGGCUGUCAUCCCAUCUGUGUGUCAGUCAACAGCGCCAGAGUGACUGAGCUGCUGAGGGCGCAUGCAUGACGCAACACAGAGAGUGACAGAGAUGCACAGACGCGAGAUGUGCAUGGAUGUCUUGGUCAGAUGAGCGUCGUACUUACCGGAUAAUGGGGAGCGGCCAGCACUAGAACAGAGAGAUUGAAAGAUAGAUAGACGAGAUGAGAGGGAUGGAACACGUCAGCAACCACGCGGGUUUGUUCCUUCCAAAGGCG
Vitrella brassicaformis is the source of this 12851-nucleotide messenger RNA. NCBI's taxonomy places the organism in Eukaryota, Vitrellaceae. The record is from the annotation of a GenBank genome assembly.